Molecule: messenger RNA, 894 nt
Organism: Trematomus bernacchii (emerald rockcod)
Lineage: Eukaryota; Metazoa; Chordata; Actinopteri; Perciformes; Nototheniidae
Product: neural cell adhesion molecule 1-like
Exons: 5
Coding region: 1-519 (172 amino acids)
Molecular function (GO): protein binding
Source: RefSeq, a predicted model, not a curated record
AUGGAGCAGUUCUCUUCCGGCCAGAGGUGUUACAAUUCUAUCACUCCUGAUUCCCAGAAUGACUUCGGCAGCUACAACUGCACCGCCUCCAACGCGAUGGGCUCUGAGUCCAAGGAGUUCCUUCUGAUCCAAGCAGAGGUGCCAUCCUCUCCAGAGAUCCAGCAGGUGGACCCUUUCUCCAGCACCGCGGUGGUGAGCUUUGAGGAGCCUGACUCCAUGGGGGGGGUCCCCAUCAUCAGAUACAGGGUGGAGUGGCGUCUGAUUGGCCAGGACUGGAAGAGCAUGGAGCACGACGCUAAAGACGACCUGAUCAGCAUCACCAUCGCUGGCCUGAAGCCGGAGACCACCUACGAGGUCAAGAUGUCCGCCAUCAACGGAAAAGGAGAAGGCGAGAGCAGCGCGGCGAGCAGCUUCACCACCGAGCCCGUCCCUCCUCUCUCCUCUAUUCUCACGCCAAGACCCCUCAUCCCUUUUCACAGAAUCCAGGACGAACGCUAUUCACUUCAUAAUCCAGCGUAGUUCACAGAGUGGUGCAGGGAUGACAGGUUUUUGUAGUGGACCCUGAAGGCAUCAUCUCCCUGGUUCCCUCCACAAAAAGCCAAUGGGGAUUUUUCAAUUGGAUUUUUGAUUAUUGCAGAAAAUAAGAUCUGUGGCAAACACGCGUUUAUGAUACUUUCACAUUUUGUUCAGCAGGAUAAUCUCCACAUAUCAACACCACUUUAACAAUAGUUGAAGGAACAAAUGUAAUCUCUAGAAAUAAAACGCUAACGUUAGUCUAUAAAGGAACUAGAGCACGGUCACAUGACUUCACGUCACCACCGCUAAGCUAAAGGCGGCUAAUGUUGGGCUAUAAAGGAACUACAGCACGGUCACAUGACUUCACGUCACCACCGC